This is a messenger RNA of Durusdinium trenchii, 1272 nucleotides long. The record is from the annotation of a GenBank genome assembly. Lineage: Eukaryota; Dinophyceae; Suessiales; Symbiodiniaceae.
AUGAUUUGGCUGGCCAAGCUCGUCUCUCGACCAUUUGACCGGGUCUUGCAACUGUCCUUUCACAUCCUGUGGUUGGAGCUCGAUUUGCUGGUGGAGAGAUUUGCUACUUUGCUCCCUGGCUUGCCUGGAUUUACGGGAAGUGUGCGCCAUUAUGGGAGAAUGGCUGUUGAGGCCUUUUUCGUGGCUGAAGCGAUUCAAUGGCUCUCGACUGCGAUGGUUCUUUUGUGCUUCUGGCUGUUCUAUGCAUUAUGCUUACCACCUACAGCGGUUUCAUACCCUUUUGUCAUAGACUGGAGCUCAGACAUCUACGCCGCGUCAGCAGUGGGAUUGGCUCAGCAGGAUGGCGGGUUAAGUGUGGCCUGCAAAGAGGUGCCAAUGCAACCCAUUCCAGAUCAUGUCAGCGCUUUGGAGAUGCACUUUGUGACCUCGGAGAUGACCCCGCCUCUACCAGGCCUCUACAAACUUGAGCUCCUCGACCUCAACAACUCAAUCACGGAGGCUGCCUGGCGGCCGUUGCUGCCGAAAGUGACGUCAACCUUUUCGUCCACAUUGAUUGCCUUGGGACUGCGAGAGCCCCAGAGCUGGUCGCGCGUGGCGGCGGUGGACCUCGAGGAGCUGCGCGACAAGAUCUCAGCUGCGAGGCUUUGCCUCCAGCCCCCAGUGCGGUCAAUGGAGACCAGCUUGCAUGUCUUCUACAAGCUCAGAGGCUUCUACCGCUUUGUGCAACGUUGGCCUCUUCUUUGGAGUGCUGUGCUGGUCUUGUGCACCGGCACUGUCACAUGGUCCUUACUUUGCAUCCUGCUGGUCAUCCUGGUCCUGCGAAGGAGACAGGGAAGACAGGUGUCUGAGCCAGAGUUGGAGGUCGAAGAUCGAAUCACAGAUGCCAAAACGGUGGUCUCUGACGUCUUCAAGCAGUCCUUGUGCAAAGUUGAGGAGGCCAGUACGCAGCUGGUGGAGGCAGUGAAAGAUCCGGACCUGCAAGUGACUGCUGCGUCUGCCCUCUCUGGUGCUGUUGCCCUUGGAGCUGGGGGAGGCUGCGCUGGUCUCAUUACUGGGAGUGUAGCUGGUGGAGCUUGUGGCAUAGUACCUGCAAUUUUCACCUUUGGGCUUUCUAUCCCUGUUGGUGUUGUCCUUGGGGGAGGUGCUGGUGCUGCUGCCGGCACUGCUUUGGGUGGCACUGCCGGUGCCAUGCUUGGUACUUUACUUGGUAGAAGAUACGUACAUCAUCGCUCUGCGAACCCUGAUAGUCCACAGUCUCGCAAAGAUCUUUGA